Molecule: messenger RNA, 1917 nt
Organism: Odocoileus virginianus texanus
Lineage: Eukaryota; Metazoa; Chordata; Mammalia; Artiodactyla; Cervidae
Gene: CHRND
Product: cholinergic receptor nicotinic delta subunit
Biological process (GO): signal transduction; regulation of membrane potential; nervous system process
Cellular component (GO): postsynaptic membrane; plasma membrane; synapse
Molecular function (GO): acetylcholine-gated monoatomic cation-selective channel activity; transmembrane signaling receptor activity
Source: RefSeq, a predicted model, not a curated record
UGUCCACUUGGAACCCACCCACACUCCCCAGCCCUGCUGACCGGAGGACAGACCCAAGACCCAGUCAGAGGAACAGGAUGGAAGGGCCCGUGUUAAUGCUGGGGCUGCUGGCUGCCCUGGUUGUGUGCGGCAGCUGGGGCUUGAACGAGGAGGAACGGCUGAUCCGGCACCUGUUUGAGGAGAAGGCCUACAACAAGGAACUGCGGCCCGCAGCGCACAAAGAGGAGCGCGUGGAGAUCUCCCUGGCUCUCACCCUCUCCAACCUCAUCUCUCUGAAAGAAGUUGAAGAGACCCUCACCACGAAUGUGUGGAUCGAGCAGGGCUGGACAGACAGCCGGCUGCAAUGGGAUGCUGAAGACUUUGGGAACAUCAGCGUCCUGCGCCUGCCUGCUGACAUGGUGUGGCUCCCAGAGAUUGUGCUGGAGAACAACAAUGAUGGCUCCUUCCAGAUCUCCUACUCCUGCAACGUGCUCAUCUACCCCUCGGGCUCUGUCUACUGGCUGCCGCCUGCCAUCUUCCGCUCUUCCUGCCCCAUCUCGGUCACCUACUUCCCCUUCGACUGGCAGAACUGCUCCCUGAAGUUCAGUUCGCUCAAGUACACGACCAAGGAGAUCACCCUGAGCCUGAAGCAGGAUGAAGAAGACGGCCGCUCUUACCCCGUGGAGUGGAUCAUCAUCGAUCCCGAGGGCUUCACAGAGAAUGGGGAAUGGGAGAUAGUACACCGGCCAGCCAGGGUCAACGUGGACCCCAGUGCGCCACUGGACAGUCCCAACCGCCAGGACGUCACCUUCUACCUCAUUAUCCGCCGCAAGCCACUCUUCUACGUCAUCAACAUCCUGGUGCCCUGCGUGCUCAUCUCUUUCAUGAUCAACCUGGUCUUCUACCUGCCGGCUGACUGUGGCGAGAAGACAUCCAUGGCCAUCUCGGUGCUCCUGGCCCAGUCUGUCUUCCUGCUGCUCAUCUCCAAGCGGCUGCCAGCCACGUCCAUGGCCAUCCCCCUCAUCGGCAAGUUCCUGCUCUUUGGCAUGGUGCUGGUGACCAUGGUCGUGGUGAUCUGUGUCAUCGUGCUCAACAUUCACUUCCGCACACCCAGCACCCACGUGCUGUCUGAGCGGGUGAAGAAGCUCUUCCUGGAGACCCUUCCCGAGAUCCUGCACAUGUCCCGCCCGGCGGAGGACGGGCCCAGCCCCGGGACCCUGAUCCGGAGAAGCAGUUCCCUGGGCUACAUCUCAAAGGCAGAGGAGUACUUUUCACUCAAGUCCCGAAGUGACCUCAUGUUUGAGAAGCAGUCAGAGCGACAUGGGCUGGCUCGGCGCCUCACCACGGCACGCCAGCCUCCAGCAGGCUCUGAGCAGGCCCAGCAGGAACUCUUCAACGAGCUGAAGCCAGCUGUAGAUGGGGCCAACUUCAUCGUCAACCACAUGAAGGACCAGAACAAUUACAAUGAGGAGAAGGACUGCUGGAACCGGGUCGCUCGCACUGUGGACCGACUCUGCCUAUUCGUGGUGACACCCAUCAUGAUGGUGGGCACAGCCUGGAUCUUCCUGCAGGGCGCCUACAACCAGCCUCCACCCCAGCCUUUCCCUGGGGACCCCUUCUCUUACCGUGAGAAGGACAAGCGCUUCAUCUAGAGCCCUUGGCCCAGCCCAGCAACCAAGGCCAUUUCAGGGUGUAGGGGGAGGGGGUUUGCCUUGAAAGGGAUGGGCCUGCAGGGGCUGGGGGUGGGGCAGGUAGCUGUGUGGACAGGGGUGUCUGAGAGAUCACCAACUCUUCCUGGGGAGGCCAAAUCUCGGCCCUGAGACCUGAGCCCAGUCAGUCCUUGCAAGGCUGGGGCAGAGACAUCUGAGGUCCAGGAAUGGAGCGGGGAGCCCCACCUCUCAACGGUGGUUCUUUUGCAAAUAAAACCUGGAGCCCCUG